GUGUCAUUUGAAGAUGUGGCUGUGGACUUUACCCAGGAAGAAUGGCAGACAAUGGUCAAUGCUCAGCGGACCCUGUACAGGGAAGUGAUGCUUGAGACCUAUAACAAUCUGCUGUCCUUGGGGUACUGCAUGACAAAGCCUGAUGUGAUCUUCAAGUUGGAGCAAGGAUCAGCACCAUGGACAGUGGAGAAAUCUGUCAAGCAGAGACUUCCAGAUUCCCAUGGAAAGAAUGAGCUGUUUGGAGCUAAUCAAAAAGGUCAAGAAAUAAUCUUCAGGCAACCUGAUGAAAUACCAUUUGAAAAGAAGCAUGCCUCUAAUGUCCCUGAGAAGAACCUCGAGAGUGAGGAAAUUCUCAGGCAGUUUGACAAGAUUCAGAUUUGUCAGCAGUCCUUUGAACACAAUGGAAAUGAGAAAACUUUCAGCGGGAAUAAGAUAGUUCUUAUACUCCACACAAAAAAAUCUUAUGAAUGUAAUGAGUGUGGAAAAAAGUUUCCUCGUAAGUCAAACCUAAUCAUACAUAAGAGGGUCCACACAGGGGAGAAACCUUAUGAAUGCAGGGAGUGUGGAAAAGCUUUUUCUUGUAAGUCAAACAUGAACGCACAUCAUAUAUUGCACACUGGGGAAAAACCUUAUGAAUGUAUUAAAUGUAGGAAAUGCUUUUCCUAUAAGCAACAUCUCAGUGUGCAUCAGAGAAUCCACACUGGGGAAAAAACUUACAAAUGCAGUGAGUGUGGAAAAGCUUUUUCUGAUAAGUCAAGCAUUAGAUCACAUCAGAGAAUCCACACUGGUGAAAGACCUUAUGAAUGUAGUGAGUGUGGAAAAGCUUUUAUUCGUAAGUCACACCUCAUUACUCAUCAGAGAAUCCACACUGGGGAGAAACCUUAUGAAUGUAGUGAGUGUGGAAAAGCUUUUUUUGAUAAGUCAAGCAUUAGAUCACAUCAGAGAAUACACACAGGUGAAAAACCUUAUGAAUGUAGUGAGUGUGGGAAAGCCUUUUCUCAGAAGGCAAAUCUAAUGGUGCAUCAGAGAAUCCACACUGGGGAAAAACCUUAUGAAUGUAGUGAGUGUUGGAAAGGCUUUUCUGAUAAGCCACAGCUCUUUAGACAUCAGAGAAUCCACACUGGGGAGAAACCUUAUGAAUGUAGUGAGUGUGGAAAAGCUUUUUCUGAUAAGUCAAACAUUAGAAAACAUCAGAGAAUCCACACAGGUGAAAAACCUUAUGAAUGUAGUGAGUGUGGAAAAGCUUUUCUUCAUAGGUCAAGCAUGAGCAUACAUCAGAGAAUCCACACUGGGCAAAAACCUUAUGAAUGUAGUGAGUGUGGAAAAGGCUUUCCUUGUAAGCCACACCUCAUUAGACAUCAGAGAAUCCACACUGGGGAAAAACCUUAUGAAUGUAGUGAGUGUGGAAAAGCUUUUUCUCAGAAGUCACACCUAAUCAUGCAUCAGAGGGUCCACAUGGGAGAAACCUUAAGAUUGUAG
Ochotona princeps (American pika) is the source of this 1479-nucleotide messenger RNA. Its product is annotated as zinc finger protein OZF-like. Gene Ontology annotation, biological process: regulation of transcription by RNA polymerase II. The transcript is spliced from 5 exons. Gene Ontology annotation, molecular function: RNA polymerase II cis-regulatory region sequence-specific DNA binding; DNA-binding transcription factor activity. The record is from RefSeq and is a predicted model, not a curated record. NCBI's taxonomy places the organism in Eukaryota, Metazoa, Chordata, Mammalia, Lagomorpha, Ochotonidae. The coding region runs from base 52 to 1479 and encodes 475 amino acids.